Molecule: messenger RNA, 2586 nt
Organism: Schizosaccharomyces cryophilus OY26
Lineage: Eukaryota; Fungi; Ascomycota; Schizosaccharomycetes; Schizosaccharomycetales; Schizosaccharomycetaceae
Product: rRNA methyltransferase Spb1
Exons: 3
Coding region: 34-2439 (801 amino acids)
Biological process (GO): maturation of LSU-rRNA from tricistronic rRNA transcript (SSU-rRNA, 5.8S rRNA, LSU-rRNA); rRNA methylation; maturation of 5.8S rRNA from tricistronic rRNA transcript (SSU-rRNA, 5.8S rRNA, LSU-rRNA)
Cellular component (GO): nucleolus; preribosome, large subunit precursor; nucleus
Molecular function (GO): rRNA (uridine-2'-O-ribose)-methyltransferase activity; rRNA (guanine) methyltransferase activity
Source: RefSeq, a predicted model, not a curated record
CCUUAACCAUCUUACCACCCCUACAGGAUUAAAAUGGGAAAAACUCAAAAAAAGUCGGCAAAGGGACGUUUGGAUAAAUGGUAUAAGCUUGCUAAAGAACAGGGAUACCGUUCUCGUGCUGCGUUCAAAUUAGUCCAAUUGAAUCAGAAGUUUAACUUCUUAGAAAAAGCAAAAGUGGUUAUUGACCUUUGCGCUGCUCCUGGUGGCUGGUUACAGGUAGCUUCUAGAGCAUGUAAGCCCGGUUCUUUACUUGUCGGUGUGGAUUUGACUCCUAUUCGACCUGUUCCAAACUGUCAAACGUUUGUAGAAGACAUUACUUCUGAUAAAUGUCGCUCGCAAUUACGAGGUAUCUUGAAGACAUGGAAGGCAGAUGUAGUUCUUCACGACGGUGCUCCAAACGUAGGUGCUGCUUGGUUGCAAGAUGCAUAUGGUCAAGCAGAGUUGGUGUUGAUGUCUAUGAAGCUUGCCUGCGAAUUUUUGGUUCCCGGCGGUACAUUCGUUACCAAGGUUUUCCGUUCUCGUGACUAUAACAAUCUUUUGUGGGUGUUCAAACAACUAUUCAAUAGGGUCGAUGCUACGAAACCCCCUUCUUCGCGUAACGUGUCUGCAGAAAUUUUCGUCGUCUGUAGAGGUUAUAAGGCUCCACAAAAGUUAGAUCCUCGCUUUACAGAUCCACGCACUGUGUUUGAGGAAGUUACGGAGCCAACUCCAAACGUAGAGGCAAAAGUUUUUGAACCCGAAAAAAAAAAAAGAAAUCGUGAAGGUUAUGCCGACAAUGACUAUACUCUUCAUAAAACAGUACCCGCGUCUGAUUUUGUCAAAGGAAAUGAUCCAAUUCAGGUAUUAGGUACCUCCGCGGAAAUUGUUUUUCCUGAAGAAGAUGAAGAUUCUCAGCGUCUGAAGAAUUCGGAAGCAACAGAUGAAGAUAUUUUAAUUCAUUGCUCUGAUUUACAAGUUUUAGGCAAGAAGGAUUUCCGGGAACUGCUUAAAUGGCGACUCAAGGUUCGUAAUGAGUUGGGUCUAGGCAAACGUCCGGAAACCGAACAAAAGACCGUCGUAGAAGAAAUUCCCGAGGUUGACGAAGAAACAAAAAUGGAUCAAGAGUUACAACAUCUGAAUGAGACUGAACGCACUAAGGUCAAACGUGAGCGUCGUAGGGCCAACAAGCGCAAGCAAAGAGAAAUUAUUAGAAUGCAAAUGGGGAUGGAGGCCCCUAUGGAGAUUGGUAUGGAACAGAGCACUAUGGGAGACGACAGCAUGUUUGGAUUAUCUACAGCCGAGAAGCAUGGCCUCAAUAAGUUAACUGAUGCUUCAACUCCAGAAGUUCCUCCCACAGAAGAAGAAAAUGAAGUUUUGGAAGAAAAUGAAGAAGAAUAUGACAGUGAAGAUGAACAGGAGCGUCUUGAAGCUGAGCUGGACUCUAUGUAUUCUCAGUACACCGAAAGAAAAGCAGAAUCCGACGUGAAGUAUAAGGUCAAACGAUCUAGAGGUGACGCUGAUGACGAGGAAUGGGAAGGAAUUCAAGAACAGGCUAGUGAAAACGAAGAAGACGAGCCGAACGAAGCUUCAGUGGAAGAAGACGAGCAUCUUCUUACUUCACUUGACAAAAAGGAUUCAGGCAAAAACGGUUUAAGUAAGAAAGCUAGUCUUUUCUUUGAUCAAGACAUUUUUGAAGGUAUCGGUAAUGACGAUGACGCUGAUAAGGAAAUCGUUGCCAUGAAUUCUGCUGCCAAGGCAAAAAGAUCAUCUGCGAAGGCAAAUGAAAAUGAAAGUUCUGAUGAAGAAGAAAAAACUCGGAAAGGAGAUAUUGAAGUUGUUCCACCUGUUUCUGCCCAAGAAAAGGAGGACGAUUGGGAUUCAGAUUCCGGUGACGAUGGUGAAAACGUUGACAUAGUGACGGCAGAAGCAAUGACAUUAGCCCAAGAAAUUGCUUCACGCAAAAAGUCGACAUCUGAGCUCAUCGACGAUGGAUACAACCGCUGGACAUUUCAACCUAAGGAUGGACUUCCAGAUUGGUUUGUUGAUGAAGAAAAUCAUCAUAACAAACCAAAUAAGCCUAUCACUAAAGAAGCCGUCAUGGCCUUGCGAGAGAAAAUGAAGGCUAUAAAUGCUCGUCCUAUUAAGAAGAUUCUUGAAGCUCAAGGACGCAAAAAGAUGCGUACUGUCAGACGUAUGCAAAAUGUUGCUAAAAAGGCUGAGGGUAUUACUGAAAGUGGUGAGAUGACCGAAGGCGAAAAAUCCAAAGAAAUUUCACGCCUUAUGAGUCGUGCAAUGAAAGCGAAGCCUAAACAAAAGGCGACACUUGUUGUUGCGAAAGGUGCUAACAGGGGUAUCCAAUCUCGUCCAAAGGGUGUCAAAGGUAAAUACAAAAUGGUGGAUUCUCGUAUGAAGAAAGAUCUUCGUGCGCAAAAGCGUCUUGAGAAGAAAAAACGUAAAUAAACGAUAUAGUUUAGGAAGUAUGCUUUAUGGAAAAGGUUCUUUAUUGGUAUAGGUUCGAUAUAAUUUUGGGUAAUAAAACUAUGGUUAUAUUUUUUUUUGACUAAGGUUUCAAAUUUAAUUUUGAUAAAGCUUUUGCUUCAUGAAUUC